AUGACCGUACCGAACAUCUCAGAUAGCUUCCUCCGGGGUCCAGCCCCAAACGCAGCCCUCCACAAACUCGAUUUCGAGCGCACAUCCCCACCGAUCCCCGAAUACAAAGGCCACUUCGCCGCUAUAGUGGACAACUUCAUGACCGAAGCCGAAUGCAAAGAGCUCGUUCGUCUAGCAGAAGAAUCAACAAGAAGUCAACUCCCUGACUCAACCCUCUCGCCCCCCGUAUGGGAACAUGCAAUGGUCAACGCCGGCGGCGGCAGACAAGUAAUGUCCAUUGACACACGGAAGAGCGGACGGAUCAUAUUGGAUUCACCCGAUCUUGCAACCAGAAUCUUGGACCGAAUGAUGCCUUUCAUGCGCGAAUGCGAACUCGACCGCGUCCAGAGAAAGCCCCUAGUUACGGGUCUUGGGCCAGCUAAACGGGGUGAAGUGCUCUGUCUCAGUCGGCUGAAUGAGCGUCUUCGGUUCCUGCGUUAUGAGGGGGGUGAUUAUUUCCGGCAUCAUUGCGACGGGUGUUUUGUUACACCUGAUGGGCUAGAGAAGUCGCUUUACACUAUUCACUUGUAUUUGAAUGGAGAAGGGGAACAGGAUAUGGAGGAGUUGCUUCCUCAUAUUGAGCGGGCGGAGAAUACUAACUUGCUGUUUGCAAAGAAUUGGGAGAUUAAUCUUGCUGAAGUCGAGUCGGAGGAAGCUGAAGUUGAUGAUGGGAGUUGUACUUCGGCUACAGAGUCUUUGGAGAAGAACGAAGCUCUUCUAGGUGGUGCAACCUCAUUUAUGGCUGGGCUCAACUGGAGGGAAUCGCUUCGGGUCUUUCCAAAGACGGGAUCUGUUCUGAUCUUCCAGCAAAGAAACUUGUUCCAUGGUGGAGAUGAUGUGUUUAGAGGUGUCAAGUACACCCUGCGGACGGAUGUCAUGUAUACCACCGAGUAA
Messenger RNA from Penicillium expansum, 933 nucleotides. RefSeq lists its product as uncharacterized. Lineage: Eukaryota; Fungi; Ascomycota; Eurotiomycetes; Eurotiales; Aspergillaceae. Gene Ontology annotation, biological process: peptidyl-proline hydroxylation to 4-hydroxy-L-proline. The coding region runs from base 1 to 933 and encodes 310 amino acids. The record is from RefSeq and is a predicted model, not a curated record. Gene Ontology annotation, cellular component: endoplasmic reticulum. The transcript has a single exon. Gene Ontology annotation, molecular function: iron ion binding; procollagen-proline 4-dioxygenase activity; L-ascorbic acid binding.